CCUGCCAGAGAGGCCAGAGAGGAGUGUGGGGAAGCUCUCCACCUCUCUUCGUUACCUCUUCAUUAGGUGAACCACUCAGACACCAACUCCUGCUAUCUCCCAGGCAGUACCCGAGAGAUUCGUUUAAAGAGAUGGUUGUUGCACCCAGGGCCCUGGUGCUUCUCUUGCCCCUGGCACUCACCCUGUUAAGCCUGUUGCCUGCACCCACCUUGGGAGGAUGCCCGUCUGCUUGCCGGUGCUCUUUUGCCAUGCUGCAGUGCCUAGAGCCCAAUGGGAUAAGCACCAUCCCGCCACUGGCACUUCAAGAGAGUGAGAAUGUGACAGAAAUCUACAUUGAAAACCAAGCAGGUCUGGAGAUUAUAACUGAGAUUGACCUUGCUAGCUACAGAGAGCUGAAAAAUCUCACCAUCACAUCAUGCAAACUAAGGGUAAUUUCUGCAAACGCUUUUCAAAACAACCUCAAGCUGCAGUACGUGAACCUGGCGUCAAACUCUCUGGAACACAUCAGCUGGAGAGUGUUUCAUUUUCUGCCUCUGCUCAACCUGAUUUUAAGGGAAAACCCUCUCAUCUGCUCGUGUGACCUCUUCUGGCUGCAGCAGUGGCAGUACGACGAUCGUGGAGACAUCUACAGUCAAAUGUUGUUUUGCUUGUCCGAUGAUGAGGAAAUACCCCUCAGCUCGUUGGUGAUCAGUAACUGCAGUUUGCCCAGGGUGACCAUUGUCUCAUCUCAACUGAAGACCCAAGAAGGAGGAAACCUCACAUUUGAAUGUCAUGUGACAGGAAGUCCCACCCCCAAUGUGACAUGGCAAACUGAAAAACUUGCCUCUAACUUUGCUACCGAGGAGAGAAUCAUGGGCUCCACGUUAAAUCUCGUUCUUCAGCUCACCAAUGUCUCCUCCAAGGACAACUUGCACAACCUGACGUGUGAGGCUGAGAACCAAGCUGGGCCCAACGAGGGGAUGGUGCAAUUGGACAUUGAGUUUCCAGCUAAAAUCAUCUUCCUGAAAGAUGCUGUGCCGCAGCACAACUGGUGCUUCCCGUUCGCUGUGGAUGGCAAUCCUGAGGCAAAGAUCACCUGGCUGUACAAUGGCGUUCUAUUCAAAGAAAGCAUGUAUGUAUACAUGCAGUUAAUCCCAGAUUCCAGUGAUGGGUCAGUAAAGCACGGCUGCCUCUUCCUCAACAAGCCGACUCACAUCAACAAUGGAAACUAUACUCUGAUUGUUGAGAACAAACUCGGAACGGACAAGGCCACAGCUAUUGGGAUGUUUAUGGAUAAUCCUUUUGAUCCGUUGGAUCCUGAGGGGAUAAUUCCAGUCCCUGUUGGGGAUCCAAGUCUUACAAACACACCGGAUAUGGACGUCACAGAGAAUCCGGAGAGUUGGGUGUUUGUGGUGUCUGUUGCUGUGGGUCUCGCAGUGUUUGCCUGCACCUUUCUGCUCAUCAUGGUUCUGCUCAUUAACAAGUGUGGUCAGCCACCCAAGUUUGGUAUUCACCGCUCAUCAGUUCUUGGUACCGAGGAUGACCUGGCAGUCUCACUUCGCUUCAUGAACUUUGGAACCAGCCCGCCUUCUUCAGAUGAAGAUUCUGGUUUAUCAAGUUUUGUGGAAAAUCCGCAGUACUUCUGUGGCAUCAUCAAGGACAAAGAUAUGUGUGUGCAGCACAUUAAGCGGAAGGACAUUGUGUUGAAGUGGGAGCUAGGUGAGGGAGCGUUCGGCAAAGUCUACCUGGCAGAGUGCGCAAAUCUCAGCCCCGACAGCGACAAGAUGCUGGUUGCCAUUAAGACUCUGAAGGAUGCAAACGAGUCGACCCGGCAGGACUUCCAGCGGGAGGCAGAGCUGCUGACGGUCCUUCAGCAUCAACACAUUGUGAGAUUCUACGGCGUGUGCACAGACGGAGAACCACUGGCCAUGGUGUUUGAGUACAUGAGACAUGGAGACCUCAACCGCUUCCUUCGAGCUCAUGGGCCUGACGCUCGUAUGCUGGAAGAUAUCAAGAUGCCCCCUUUGGGCCAGCUUACUCUGCCCCAGAUGCUGCACAUCGCCGCCCAGAUCGCUUCGGGGAUGGUUUACCUGGCGUCGCUGCACUUCGUCCAUCGUGACCUGGCAACACGCAACUGUCUGGUGGGAGAAGGUCAUGUGGUGAAAAUCGGAGACUUUGGUAUGUCUCGAGAUAUCUACAGUACAGAUUACUACCGGGUUGGUGGUCGGACAAUGCUGCCGAUCCGCUGGAUGCCCCCGGAGAGCAUUAUGUACAGGAAGUUCACAACAGAAAGCGACAUCUGGAGCUUUGGCGUCGUUCUUUGGGAAAUCUUCACGUAUGGCAAACAGCCCUGGUAUCAGCUGUCCAACAGUGAGGCCAUUGAAUGCAUCACUCAGGGACGGGAGCUGGAGAGGCCUCGAACCUGCCCCAAAGAGGUGUACCUGCUGAUGCAGGGCUGCUGGCAGAGGGAGCCCCAGCAGAGGAUGGUCAUCAAGGACAUCCACAGCCGCCUGCUGGAGCUGGUUAAGAACCCGCCCGUGUACCUGGACAUCCUGGGUUAAAGGGGGCCAAAAGGCAGAAAUCGAAGACUCAAAGCGUUGGGAUUUAUGUUGGUCACAGCUUAUCUCCUUCCAUUCAAGUCGGUUUUUUUAUUUUGGAGCUAAGCUUUAUGCAACAUUUCAACUCGACUCAGAGUCCUGUUUUCUGCCCUGAGAUUGUCUGGAGAAUGUCAAAUGUUUACUAAAGUGUUUAAAGUUUAUCUGCUGUGGGUUCAGUGUGAUGGGACGUGCAUGGGUAAGUAAAAUAAUAGCUUUAUGUUGCUGCCACCUCAUUUCAGAUGAGAUUUUCUAAGAUAUUGCAGCUUACAGUUAUUUUAUGUAAAAAAACAUGCCUACAUUUUAUGGAUUUGGAUGCAGCAGGAAGGUAUUUCUAUAACACGCUGAUCUGAGGGGGGGUUUCAUUCAAGUGUAAAUACGAAAAUCCCAAUGAAAGGUUGUUUUUUAUGUGUCAGAUUGUCUGUAUCAUAUAAUUAUUUUUCAAAAAAGAAACAGAUUUGUUGAAUAUUAAGUGGAGAAAGAGUUUCCAGAUACAUUAACCCUCGUGUUUACAUUAGAUGUGGACAGAAAAACAUUUCCACAGAGCUGCGGUUAGACCUGCGAUAUGGACCCCAGAAUGGCUUUUUGUUCAAAUUAGCAACAUUUUAACAUGUGACUGCAAGAAAAAAAAAUCAAAGCACUGCCGUGAAAUCCAGUAAGGGUGCAGGAUGGUGGGGAGGUGAAAGCCAGAGAUGGUUUGAGAGGCAACAGAUGGAUUUAAGAGCGACUCCAGGAGGGGGGACAGAUGGCACUGAAAGUGAAGCUGGAGAAAAAAAGAUUAGGUGUACAAACCACUGCAACGCCUUGUGUAAAUACAUGUAUAUAUGCUGUAUUACUGUCUGAAUUAUGUACAGGAGAGAUCAGACGUUUACAUACAUUUAUAACAAACAAUGUAUUCAUAUUUUUUGGACUUUCCUGAUAUAUCUAUUUUCCAUUUAGGCUGGAAUGUCGAUACAACAAAACAUCAAAUUUACACGAGCUCAAACAUAUCAUGUAAAUUCACCUAAAGGCCAAGUACUACUCAUUUCUGGUUAUUGAUAAUGACUGACUGGAGCUGACUGUUUCUCUUUACAGAUUAAAAUGAUUUAUUUGACGGCAAUCACUGGGCUGACCAACACUCAGAACCGUUCAAGGAACCCACAGAAGCUCCAAGGAGCAGCACUGUAGAGUUCUUGGCGCAAUUUCUAAACAAGUGCAGACUUCAGGAUAAUUAGUUCCCCUAGUAUGCCCUAGUUUUAAAUCACUAAGACCUGAGAGGGUGCCGACAAGAUAGAAGCCCCCGCUUACAUAUAAACACCUUCAACAUUAUGGAAAUGAAUCUGAUGCAGUGCACAAAAUGGAUGCUACAAUGAAAGAAGACUACUACGUCCAAAUUCUCCAUCACCUCAAAUCAACAGCCUGAUUAUGGUUGGGCAGUUCAAGUCCAACCUGUUUUAGAUGUUUUCCUGCUUAAAAACACCUGAAAUAAAUAAAUGAGCUAUUUGCAGGCCACUGGAGGAUAAAGUUACAAGCCAAAUAAAUAAUUUUGUAAUUUGACACAUUUAUAACAUGCAAAAUGUCCUAAUGAACUGGAAUCGAUCCCCUCACAGCUAGAUGGUUAAAACCUGGACACAGAAUUGGAAGUUUCAACAAGAACAUUAUCCCAAAAAUACAUCAGAAGUCAUUUUAAUGGCUUCCCAAAGUCCUGACUUCAACCCUGCUGAAAAUGACUAGAAAAGCCCAAACUGAACCAACUGAUUCAAAUAAACUCCACCAGUUCUGUCAAGAAGAGUCAAAUUACCCAAAUGUAGUUGGGAUGAGUGUAUAAUUUUAGCCCACAGUAAAUUCAUUUGCUUUUGGGUCUUUUUUGCUAAAAUCAGUACAACUGAGAUUAGUUAAAAAAAGGUUCAAAUAAAGAAUGAAAUCAAAACUUUAGUGCUUGUGGUGAGUGUAGGUAAACCUCUGACUCAGACUGUACAUUUAUUGUUCCUCCGGCACUUUGUAUAUUGUCUGGCUUUAAAAAUAAAGUUCUUUGAAAAGAAAGAGUCCCUCUGCAUCAGUCAAUCCAUCAUUAAGAUACUCUCCAGAGCAAAUAAUGAUCAGUGCUGCUGUCUGUACUUAAAGUUAGACGUCUUAACAAGCUAUUCAAGAGCCUUCUGUUAUUUUGACGAACUAAUCAGCAACCUACGACGUCUCUAUGGGACGCUCAGCAGACGGUUAUUGAAAAGGAAUAAUCGUGUUUCAUGUUGCCUUACCAUCACCCCUCCAGCAAACACCCUCCAAAAAAAUAUAAAAUCCCACUCCCUCCACUUCCCUCCUUCCCCACCCUCCAUCACUCUGUAUGCAGAGCGUCUCUGGGGAGGGGUAAUGGAUUGUGAGUAAUGCUAUCAUCCCUUUCUCCCCUCCUCCCUGGUGUGCUGGUUGAUAAGGGGGGCCAUCGGUGAAAAAAAAACACUUGGAGGACUCGUGUCUGGCGUAUUGUUUCUUCUAGUGUCUUACAAGCAGAUUCAGGCCAGAUAGGAUUAGAACAGUGUGCAGCGUUUGUCUCUGGUCCCCUUAAAGGCUCCCUUUGUGGUUUCAGAAUGAACCUUUUUUAAUAAACACUCGAGGCUCCACCCUGGUUGCAUGUUGAAUAUGGAGGAUAAUAUGAGCUGGAAAUGAGGCGAUUUUUAAAAUGGAAGUCCUAUUAGAGCUUUGCAGGAGGAAACUUUUCUUUUCAGUCCUUCACCUCAUCUCAUAAUGUACACACACAAGGUAUUGAUUUCUCAUAAUAAUUUUUCCUUUUAGGAUAAUGGCAGAGCCAAUUCAUUGUGGCCUGUGUCUAGAGCUAAUAAUAAACCACUCUUUGUGCUUUGCAGGCCACCUUGUGAGGUCGCACAGUAGGAAAAGAAAGGAACCUAAUGAAUCAAAGGCAAAACAGACAAAACUACACAACUUGAUAAAGAAACGUGGACACUUUUAAAAACCCAACACUGCUUGCCUGUACAGUAUUUUAUUGGAUUCUGAUUAUAUGAAACUAUCCCUUAGGGUCAAAUAUUUGCAAUAACUUAGGAAUUAUCCCAAAGAAAAAUGAAUGUCCAAAAUUAAAAUAUAUUUAAAUAUAGAAUAUAAAUUUAAAAUAAAAUUCAUUAAAAUAAGCAUAAAAUGCAAGUAGAAAAUUAAAAUAAACUUGAAUAAAAUCUAAAUAAUCAAAAUAAAAUAACUACAAAUAAACUUCAGGGCUUAUCUACUCAAUGAUAAACCUGCUUCAACACCAAAUAUGUUGAUCCAACAUCUGAUUUUCCUGCAGAAACAUCUUCAGGAUCUCCUGAUUCCUGCACCUCAGUUCUUUCCAGGUUGGAGACAAUCUGCUUGAAGUCGCCCAUCUUAUUCUGCACUGCCCUCUGGUGGUCAAACACACAACUACUCAGGUUCAUACAUGGCUUCAUCAGGAUGAUUUACUGUUUGCGACAACGGAGUCAUGAUAGCUCUCACACUUUCUUCUCCAGAGGCCUUAAACUAUCAGAAGGAAAAUAACUUUGCACCAGCUUUCUGCGGUCCAUCUCGGUCUUUGAUGCGUUUCUUGGACCAAGUAGGAUCAAUUCUGCCCUUCCUUUCCAAAAGCCUUUUCCACAGCAUGAAUACAGACACACACAUGCGCCUGCUGCCAGUGCUCAAAUAGCUCUGCACUGGUGGCAACAUUAUUUUUCUGCUCAGUCUGCAGCUGCAUUUAUAAGGACUAAUUGGUCUAAAAAUGCAGGACACCAGUUUGUUUUAAUGUCUAUAAAAUAAUUCCAGUGACAGUAGCUAAUUUUAUAAAAGCCUUAAUUUAUUAUUCAUGUCUAGUAUAACAAAGAAGCAAAUUAUAUAUGAUACACAACAAAUGUAAAUAAGAAUUUAUACCAUUUAAGAGCCCUCUGAUUUUCUUUUAAAAACAGUUGUGUAAAACUUUAUUUUAUUUUUUUUAAAAAGGCACCAAUAGUUUGUCCUUCCACUAACCUCCAACAUCAUCAUCCUACUGACCUCAUCUUUUGUUACAUAUGAUCAAAAGAAUCCUUUGAUACGCUGUAUAUAAAAA
Messenger RNA from Girardinichthys multiradiatus, 6609 nucleotides. RefSeq names its product neurotrophic tyrosine kinase, receptor, type 1 (gene ntrk1). Gene Ontology annotation, cellular component: signaling receptor complex; plasma membrane; axon. Gene Ontology annotation, molecular function: ATP binding; neurotrophin receptor activity; neurotrophin binding. Gene Ontology annotation, biological process: regulation of phosphatidylinositol 3-kinase/protein kinase B signal transduction; nerve growth factor signaling pathway; positive regulation of kinase activity. NCBI's taxonomy places the organism in Eukaryota, Metazoa, Chordata, Actinopteri, Cyprinodontiformes, Goodeidae. Bases 132 to 2540 code for a protein of 802 amino acids. The transcript has 17 exons. The record is from RefSeq and is a predicted model, not a curated record.